Molecule: messenger RNA, 1279 nt
Organism: Pelagomonas calceolata
Lineage: Eukaryota; Pelagophyceae; Pelagomonadales; Pelagomonadaceae
Source: the annotation of a GenBank genome assembly
UGUGUUUGCAGUUUGCAGAGCGGGCCACAGCGAUUGACGCCACACCCUAGACCAAGGUUCGCGAAGACUCGAUAGUGCUGCGACGCCGACGGAGCAUUUCUGCGCGCAUAGCAACGCGUCAGCAGCUCUUGCACAAGCACUGCAGCCUCAGCAUCACUUGAUUACGCGGACGCGCAGCCAUGCGCCUGUACGCUCCACUCCUCCUCGCGAGCACCACGACAGCCUUAAGUGGCGGCUUCGGCGGCGCCGCGAAGACGAAAAAGAAGAAGAAAAACACCACACCCUUAGUGGAAGAGUCGGAAGCCUACGCGAAGCUGAGAAAGUGGGCCAUCGAUGGAGGCGCGACGCUCGACGGCGUGCGCGAGAGCAACGGCGCCUUAGUGGCGACGAAAGAUGUCAAAAAGAACGGCGUCCUAGCGACUCUGCCGUCGGACCUAGCCUUAGCGUUAUGCGACCCCGACGAGGACGAGGCGGACCACGCGGCCUGUGCCAAGAAUUUCUACGAGUUUAAGUACGAGGACCAGUUCGGCGACUACGUGGCCACGUUGCCGGACGCGCCGCCUUCACCAGUAGCGUGGUCCGCCGACGAGGUCGAAGCCUUGAAGUGGCCGCCUUUGAUUGAGGAGGUCCAGGCGCGGAAGAAACGAGUUGAUGAGGUGGCAUCAGAAGCGUCGCUUCCCGCAGAUAAGGUAGAGCGCCUCGCCGCGAUCGCGGCGUCGCGCGCGUACGAAAUUCAUUUGGACAAGAAGGCCGACUUGACCGAAGAAGAACGGAAAGAAGUCGAGGGCGCGGCCCAGAUGUCCACAAAGGUCAUCCGGUUGCUCCUACCCUUCUUCGACAGCGCGGCGCGCGCAUCUUCUCCCUCGUGCAAGGUCGAGGUCAAGGACCCGAAGAAGGACGACUCGACGUUUGUGUUGAAGGCCCAGAAGGCUCUGGCUGAAGGCGACGCCGUCACCGUGCCCUACAACAUCGGCGUGACUACUACUGCCGAUGUCUUGUUGAAUCAUGGCGCUGUGCCCGCGUCGCGAUUGGACGGCUCGUCGUACGCUGACGCGCGUCUGCUGGCGCGGCAUCCGGAUACGGAUAUCCCUGGCUCGCCUGCGGACGAUCGGGCGGUGGCCGACGAUUCAUCAGCUUCUGAACCGUCGCGCGAGGCCGCUAGAUUACGACUGUCCCUGAAGAACGCGAAGACGAACAAGAAGCACACGUCCUUCUUCAAGGCCAUCAAGGCCGGCGGGCGCAUCGGGGCGCAGAAGUAAGUAGUUUAGUUACUCGCGGC